AUUGUUAUUUUCAUAACACUUAUUUAAACACACCCCCAACCAAGCAUAUACUUUGCAAAACAAAAUAUAUUGCUAGACAAUGUCCACAUCAGUAACGCCUAUGCGCUAUAGCUCGGAGGGCAAAGUGACCCACCGCAGUGUGUCUGCAAGAAAGACCCAGUCGACGCGUCGCACCAGCGAAGAAAUCGAGUAUGCCAGCCAGAAACAGAUCAAAAACACGUACAUAAAUCGAAUGCGUAUAUUCAUGGCCCCCUAUUUUGCCGAGUUCCUCGGCACAGCCGUGUUUGUGCUCAUGGGUUGUGGUGCCAACCUAACCUACACCGUAAUGACGACCAACGCGCAAUCCGCCUGGUUGGGCAAUGCCUUCGGCUGGGGCUUUGGCCUAAUGCUCGGUAUUUUUGUCGCUGGCGGUGUCUCCGGCGCCAUGCUCAAUCCGGCAGUGACCAUUGCGUUUGCCGGAUAUCGCGGCUUGCCCUGGAUCCAAGUGCCCUUUUAUAUUCUGGCUGAGUUUGUUGGAGCUUUUGUUGGUGCAUUGCUUGCAUAUGCAUGCUUUGCGCAUUCACUGGACCCCUUUGACGGCUAUCAUCGCCAGAUUGGUGGCCCGUUCGGGUCUGCUGGUGCGUUUGGAAACUUUGCCCGCCCGUUUAUUGGAAACGGUGCGGCAUUCUUGUCCGAGGCUGUUGGCACUGGUCUAUUAGUUAUUGGUAUCCUCGCUAUUACUGAUAUGAAUAACUUCCCUGCUCGCUCGUCAACCCCGCUUGCCAUCGGGUUCCUGCUCACUGGCCUGGCUCUCAGCAUCGGAUACCCUACGGGAUACUCGUAUAACCCGGCGCGUGAUCUGGGACCUCGCUGCGCGGCCGCCAUUUGGUAUGGCGCCGGUGUUUUUACCUACCAUGGAUCAUACACAUGGGUGCCCGUCGCCGCUCCAUUUGCUGGAUCUAUCGUCGGCGCCACCGUGUACGAGCUGCUCAUUGUGUCCAAGAGAGCAUUAUGUUGCAAGCGAGCAUAG
This is a messenger RNA of Kickxella alabastrina, 1009 nucleotides long. Its product is annotated as putative aquaporin 3. The record is from RefSeq and is a predicted model, not a curated record. Gene Ontology annotation, molecular function: glycerol channel activity. The coding region runs from base 80 to 1009 and encodes 309 amino acids. Gene Ontology annotation, biological process: glycerol transmembrane transport. NCBI's taxonomy places the organism in Eukaryota, Fungi, Kickxellomycota, Kickxellomycetes, Kickxellales, Kickxellaceae. The transcript is spliced from 2 exons. Gene Ontology annotation, cellular component: plasma membrane.